CAAAGCUUAGUCGUCAACAAUCUUUGAAACAGCAUUGGUGUAAAAUAUGAACAUAAUCAAGAGCAUUAUAGUGACAUUGGUGCUGUUGGUGAAGUGCCUGCGGAUAGAUGGCUCAAACAUAGUUUGCUUUUUGGAUUCCUCAAAUCCUUCACUCAUUGCCGUUGAAGCUUUGACAGUUGCUUUACACGAUUGCACCCAUUUCAUAUAUGGCUACGCCACCCUUACCCCCCGCUACUUUUCGCUGUCCUUCGAUGGUUCGGUUGGAAGAACUUUGGCAUUGGCCGACAUUGCAGGAUUAAAGGAACAGUUCCCCAAAGUUAAAUUUCUGCUCAGCUUGGGUGGAAAUCGUGACUUAAUUGAUAAUCAAAAAUAUUUGCAGCUGCUUGAUGCCAAGGACACGGAACAGCAGAAUUUUAUUCAAUCAGUUUUAAAAGUUUUGAAUUUCUACAAAUUUGAUGGCCUAGAUUUGGCCUAUCAGUUUCCCAAUGAAGUAGCCUCCAAAGCACCAGAAGAUGAUGCUGUGGGCUUCUGGAGAGGGGUAAGAAAUCUGUUUGGUGGAAAAAGCGAGGAGAAACCAAAGGCGCGACAAUAUAAGGCGGAAUUUUCCAAGUUGGUGGAAUCACUCAGUUCACAUCUGAAAUCAGAAAAGCGCUUGUUAACCUUGAGCGUCUUGCCUCAUGUCAACCCGGAUUCGUACUUCGACAUCCCCACACUGAACAAGCAUUUGGAUUUUGUUCACCUCUGGUCCUUUGAUUAUGUCACACCCCUGCGUAGCCCCCAUCGGGCGGAUUAUCCUGCUCCCUUAUUUGCCCCUACCUCAAAGGGCAAUAGUCUGCCGCAUAGCAAUGUUGACUCACAAGUUCGAUAUUGGCUUGCCCAUAAUGUAAGCAGCGAAAAAUUAAUCUUAGGUAUACCCAGUUUCGGUCGCACCUGGAAACUGACUAAACUGCCUAACCAUGGAAGAGCUCCGCUCGUCGAAAAUGUCAAUGGGCCAUCCGAAGUGGGUGAUGAAUCGCAAACGCCUGGUGUGCUCAACUGGUUGGAGAUAUGUGGAAUGUUGAAAAACUACUCAAUUCAGACAAAAGGAUCCUAUGACCAGGGUCAUUAUUUGGUGUAUCCCUCCUCGGACAUUUAUCCGCAAGACUCUUGGAUAGGUUUUGAUGGGCCAAAUAUUGCCCAUUAUAAGUCCUUAUAUGCUAGCGCCGAAAAACUAGGUGGUGUUGCUGAAAUUGAUUUAAGCUUUGAUGAUUAUGGCGGCAAUUGCACUGGCCUUAAAUUUCCCAUCGUAAAGUAUAUGAAAGGAAUGUUGAAAAAGGUAGAGAAUAUUGUGGAAGAUUUUGAAAUGCCUUCAAACUAAGCAGGAAAAUUCUUUUUAAAAUUAGUCAAGAGAAAGUAGGAAACAGAAUCAAGUUGAGACUUAAGACAUAAAAAAUAUUUUACU
Stomoxys calcitrans (stable fly) is the source of this 1441-nucleotide messenger RNA. Its product is annotated as chitinase-like protein Idgf1. Gene Ontology annotation, molecular function: chitin binding. Gene Ontology annotation, cellular component: extracellular region. The record is from RefSeq and is a predicted model, not a curated record. The transcript has 3 exons. The coding region runs from base 47 to 1357 and encodes 436 amino acids. NCBI's taxonomy places the organism in Eukaryota, Metazoa, Arthropoda, Insecta, Diptera, Muscidae. Gene Ontology annotation, biological process: chitin catabolic process; carbohydrate metabolic process.